CAGGUGCAUGCAAAAAAGCAACGCCUGUAGGACUAUGAGCUCCUAGUUUACAACAAAUCCUUGAAAUGCUGAAAAGAGGGAAAGGAGCAGGGGAAAAGGAGACACCGCCAAGCAUGUCACGGCAAAUUUCAACAACUAAAGCCUUCAAGCGGUCAGGAAUCAGAGACGCUUAUUGCAGUAGCAGUCAUACUACACGAUUUUCCAAAAAAAUAUCAGACAUCAAUUGAUGUUUGUUGCAGGUCACAGGAUCACUAAAUAGGUGGUCGGUGCAUUGUCACACAAAACUCUGAAAUAAUCACACAGUGUGAACACCGCUUUAAGUACUCCAAGUACACAUCAAAGUACUCCUCUGGAUGGCUCAAAAAACAAAAUGAAGGUUAGAAGUGGCCUGGUCAACGUCUCAACUUAAAUCCAAUUGUAGUCCUGUGGCAUGAAACAGGCUUGAAAACCCUCUACUGUGGCUGCAUAAAAAAAAAAAAAAAACAUUACCUCCACAAUUCUUUAUAAUACAGAUCUUUUUUUCCCUCAAUAAAUAAAAUCUCAAUUUUGUUUUUGAUAGUAAAAUUUAUCUGAAUAUUUGGCACAAAGCAGAAGAAGUCUGUAACGGAGCAAUACUCUGCCGUGGACUACAUGCUGCAGUCAGGAAUGCUACCCUGUGAAGGGUGGAAAACAACAAUGGCAAAGGGGGAGGAGAGAGAAUGACAGAGAAAGAAGCUGGGAGGAAGCAGGAGAACAAGGACAGGAAGUCAAACCAGUGGAGCAGGUAUGCGUCACUGUACGCAAUCCAUCAUGCAAAGCUGAUGGAAAGAGAAGAGCGACAGAGAGAGAGAGGAGUUAGGUGCUGAUGUCACCACUGACUGCUGUCCACUUUGUGCACCAAAUACGAUGGACGCAUUUUGUGAAGGUACUGAAAGUUUGUCACUGAACCUGAGGUCAGAAAUUCAAAACAUCUGGGGAAAGGAAAUCUAGAAGAGGAACCAAAGAAGAUUAUCUAAUUGUGAACCAGAAUUAGGGAUGCAUCAGGAGUACAUCAGUUUUGAAUUGAGGUUUUUCUUUUUCUGCAACAGCCCUUCAAAAGGACUAUAAGUGGAUGAAGCUUUUCACCCUGAACUGUAAAGACCGGAAUCUGAUAAACAUCAAUAUCUACUUUUCUCUUUUUGGGAACAAUUAAAGAAAAGAUCAUUUCCUUUUUUUACUGUCAGACAAUGGACUUGCUUCCUCCUUCAACAAGUGAAAACAUCCCAGUGAGGAGUGGUGCACACUUCACAGUCCGUUCAGCUAACUCUCCCUUAUACAAUUUCACUCGCAGACCAGGUGUAAGGAAAAAACUGACUGCUGGCAAUGUUGAAGGCACCAGUGGUACAAACAAAAAGGAGGAUAUGGGUAUUGUCAACCAGACAGAGUUAAACCAGAAUGGCACAUCGGAGAGAAAACACCCAGAGAAUGAAACUGAUGUUGGAACCCCAGCACUCAAUAACCAAAGGAGGACAGAGGGGAGGGGAUGCAACCUGCCAAGCACAAAUGUGCGUUUGGACUGGAGAUUGGGGGCAAGAAGCCCUCCUCGGAGUACCAGACCUUGCGAAACGAAAUUGUUCGGUAAAAGAGAAGCUGGAGGUUUCGAGGAACAAAGUAUAAAAAUUCAGAAAAACAUGUCGAGAACGUUGACUUCUUUAAAGGGUUUCAACUCUGCAGAUCCAAGUUAUAUUGAAAACAAUUGCUCAGUAAAACAAGGAUACUUUUUGGACAGAGUCAGUAAGGUCAAAUCACUUCCUAUCCGAUUUAAGACUGAGUCUGGGCCCGACUUGAGGUUCACAGAUUCUUUGUUGGGGCCCCAAGGUGAACAGAGCAUCCAAGAGCGGAUACAGCUUUUUGAGUCUGCUGGUGAGGUGACAGCUGGAGGAACUUUUCCCAGGCGGUUCUCAUCAGGUGAAGACUACAGUCCGGUGCGAAAAACGUUGCCAUCCAUUUGGGCUCAAAAAGAAACCAACCCUACAAGGUCGGAGACUUUAUCUUCUUCUAAGUCAGUCAAGCUUAAAGAAAGAUCAGCAGGAACACAGAGACAAGGACAGUUCAGCAGCAAGUAUUUAGAAGAUGAUAAGUGGGUGAGGGAUGCAAUGGUAAUGGGCACAAAGUCCUUGGACAGAGUCAGGAGCAGGAACACAGUAGCUGCUCGAAUUCAGUCUGCCAGGACUGUAGCAGGUAUGGCAGAGCCCCAAGCAUUUGUAGGAGAUACUUUAUCCAUUUUUCAACAGAGAAGAGCAAGCAUAAACCAAGAAGAAAGCAGAGAAAACAUGGCUGAAAGAAUUAAAGUGCAGAAAAGCAACAAAGAAAGAUAUGAAAAAACAAAACAACAAACUGAACUGAAAAUUGGAAUUACAGAAGGAGAUGUGUUUGAUACAAAUUCACAGAAGGGUAGGCUGCAAUCACCAGAGAGGAAUAAGCUUCCAGAGAUUCCUUCCGUCCCCUCUUCAGCCAGCGUGAGAAAUAAGAUCAGUCAGUUUGAAGCCCUGACACAAAAAGCAACAAGCCAAGUCCAUAUCCCGAGACGGACCUUUUCUGUACCGGCAAAGCUCAACAAAGCCCAAGAGGGAGAGAAAAGGGAUAGGUUUGCAAAAUAUGUUGACGAGGGAAGCAAUAAGUGGGAGAUAAAGACAUAUGAAAGCAUUGAAAAGACAAAGAGGUCUUUAUCAGUGGACGAGGUUGGAAUCAGAUUUGACAAGUCAGAGACAGAUGGAAGUAAUUUCUUAGACAAGAGCAAAAAUUACUUGUCCAAGGAUUUAGGGAAAUAUUCCAACCUCAAGACAACUCUACACAUCCCUCUUAAUGAAGGAGCUCAAAGGUGCAGUAGAUUGUCUUGCUUUGAUGAGACAGAUUUUGUCAAACAUUCAAGCCCCAAGGACUCAAACAUGAAAGAUAUGACAACCAACACUGUGACUUCUGACAUGCACCCAAGGCCCCAGUGUGAAAUUUCUUCACCAGUUAGUGAUGAUGACAAGACCCCAACAAACACUCCUCUAAACACCUCUCCUUUUCUUUCACCUGUCAAAGAACCAGAGGAUAUCUUUGUUGUUGCAGGUAACACUGUCACUGGACAAGAAGACAAAACAAAAAAUACAGACUCUACUCUUCUCCCUUCCACAACUCUCUCCCAGAGCAGCGAGUCAGACGUCUUCAUUACACACACAAAGAAAACAGAAGAUAAGGACUCUCCACAUCUUCGUCCUAACACUUCUUCCCAUAACAACUUGUCGGAUGUCUUCUAUCCAGAUGUCAAGCCAAAAUUACAGAAAGGAAGGAAGCAGCUGUUGGACCUGAACGAGUGGAUAGCUCACAUAAACCCAGAGUUUAAAUCCUGGAAUGAAUACAUGGGGGAGUAUGAGGAUGAUGAUGAAAGGACGCAGAAGGAUGACGAUUCAAACUAUGACUCAGACUCUGGGGAUUCCUCUAUGACCAUAACCAGUAACAUGAGCCAGUCAGAACACAAGAGUUUCAGUCUCAGUCUUUCAGACUUGUGCAACUUCUCUGGUGCGGACUACGAAUCAGUUGAGGGCGAUGAUCGGCAGCUGGGGGGCCGACGAUCUGCCUCAUUAAGCUCAGAUGUUUCAGGCUUUUCCUGUGUCUCUCUGCUCCCCACCGAGGAGCUAGACAAGCUGGUAGAGGACGUCAAGAACCUGGGGGACGAAGCCUUGCAGGACUACAAUGAUGUGCAGGUGGUGGUUCUGCAUAAGGAGGUGGGUGCAGGACUAGGUUUUAGUCUGGCGGGAGGAGUAGACCAAAACAAACCUAUCACUGUCCACAAGGUUUUUGACUCAGGUGUUGCAGCCCAGGAGGGCUCCAUUAUGGAGGGAGACCACGUUUUGUCUAUCAACGGCACUGCCCUGUCAGAAAGUGCUCACUGGGAGGCUCUGAGGACCCUCAGAAAGGCGAAGGCUCAAGAGACAGUAGUGGUGGUGUUGAGGAAAGGUGACCUCAGUGGUGCCUCAAAGGUGGGAGUGCAGGAAAAUUAUGACACAGAAACAAGAACUCAGUAUGAGACAGGGCAGCGUGUGUGCGUCCAACUACAGAAGAACAGCAGGGAUCUUGGUUUUAGCCUUCAGGGAGGUGUAGGAUCCAGUGAAGGGAACAGACCUCUCACCGUGCAGAAAAUCUUCCAGGGUGGUCCUGUUGACAGGGUGUUCCCUGGUGAUGAGAUUUUAGGAAUUCAAGGCAUUCGUGUGGUUGGGAUGAGACGUCUGGAGGUGUGGACUUUCAUCAAAACUCUUGCCUCAGGGCCUGUGGAGGUGGAGCUGCGACGACCGGAUGCUUCACCUGGUGUGCAAUUCAGAGAAUGCAGAUCAACCAGAAACUGAAGGCUGCUCUUGAAGGCAUCAGUUUCUGCCGUAGAAAAUAACUUUAAAAAUAAACAUUGUGGGGCGCGGCACGUGGGAUAGUGGCAAGGCGCGGUGUGUGGCUCCAGUGUUAAAGUGCACAACCUGAAGGUUUUAGCUCUCAACGCAGCUGUCCCUGGUUCGAAUCCGGUGACUUGUGUGGAAUGUCCCCCCCCCCCCCCCUCUUUACCCCACUUCUUGUCCACCUAUUUAUAACAAAUUAAAAAAAUAAAGACCAGUCGUGCCACAAUAAAAUUAAAAAAGAAAUAAACCUUGUUCAGUAAUGACAGGGUGCUCAAAGGAAGCCUAAAAACCAGGUCAAAGGUCUACAUUUUUCCCAUUUUAUCUCUUUACGUAACAGGAUCAUAUCUACCUCAAGGCCUGGGAUGCUGAACUAAAUUGUUUGAAUGUGUUACACAUUUAUAAAGUUAACCAACAUUUAAAACUAAAAAUUUGUAAAUAUGUAAAAAAUUAUAAAACCAUGACACAUAGUGUAUUUUAUUGUGAAUAACUGAUUUUACUUUUGAUAUGUCUUCUUAAUAAAUCAGAACAAUCUCAUUAAAUGGAGUACCUUUACUUUUCAUAGAGAGAGAGAAAGAUUAACAUCCUGUUUUAUUUUUUAUUAUCUCAUUGUUCUAAAUACAACUAAAAUGUGUUCUUGAAAUAUUUCCUCUAAUUGACAUUUUAUAUUUUUUUAAUGGUUUCUUAGAUGUGACAGAUAAUUAUUUAAUAAAAAAAACAUACCUUAUAUUUUUAUACUGUACAUUUUUGCAGUAUUCUUGCCACUUUCCUAAAUACUGCGCCUCAGUUGCUGCCACUUUAAUGCCUGAUGGUUCCGCUUAUUAAACAAAAACUGUGUAAGGCAGAGGCUCAGUCUUUAUUUUCAGUUGUGUCAAAUUUGUAUGGCCAAGAAAUGUUAAGACAGAGAUAAAAUAAAAUAAAAAGUAAGGAAAAACUAAAUUAUUUUUCUGUUAAUACAAAAAUAAUAGAGACAUCAUUAAUAAGUACAAUUUGAGUUAAAAAAGCCCAAACUGUAAAUCAAUAUUUCAUGAAUAGUACGUGUACACUCUAUUUACUAAUAAAUUAACAAUAAAUUACCUUAAAAAGAAAGAAAAGACAAUAAAUGACCUCAUAUAAACCAUAUUUACUUAAAACAGAACUUCAUCAGGACUUUAUAUGGACUUCCUCUUAUAAUAAAGCCAAGAUAACAGUAUCUAACAGUCGGAGUGCUUAGCCGCAAAAUGCAGCACCGUGUUUGUUAAACAAACAAAAUAAGCAAGUCAAGAGACACUAUCAGCUAUAGAAAUAAAUAGCAAAAUAAAGAACCUGGAAGUAAUUAAUGCUGUUUUAACUGUCGUCAUGUGGCCAGUAUACAGUGGAUUUGUGCCAAAAACACACAUGCAACUCCAUAAAUGAAAAUAUCAUUGAAAACUUGAUUGAUAAUGAUUACAGUAAUUUAAUUCAAAAAGAGAGCCGCUAUAUAGGUGCCUUACAAUCACAGUUAUAUUUCAUGUGUCUGUUCUGGCUUACAGCUAAUGAAAACCCAACAUUAGGAUUAUCAGAUAAUAGCAAUCUUACAUAACAUCAAGAAAAGAAGCAUUGUCUAAUAAACAAAUGUUAUUGGAACGGUCAGUGCAUUGAAAAAGAGUGGCAGAAAAAGGUGCAGGCUUGGGAGGUUUGUGAGGCAACGUCACAUCAAUAAUUCAGGAGAAGAGUGAACAAUCUAAGCUGCUGGAGUUCCAGUGUGAGGUUUCAACAUUCAGUGAUGAUUUGGGGAGCCAAGUCUUCUGCUGAUGUUGGUCUACAGUGUUUUAUGAAGUUCAAAGUCAGUACAGCCAUUGAUAAGGACAUUCUAGAGCACUUGGCCUUGGCAAGAUGCUGUUUAAUUUUCCUGACCACACUGUGAAAAGUAUCAAUAUCUGCUACAAAUAUUGUGUGCCUAAUAGCAGAGUGUAACAUUGUAUUUAGGGUAAAUAUGACCCAAGGGAAGCAUACAGCGUACAGAGUGAAUAAAAUUUAUGUGCUAUACCAAA
Molecule: messenger RNA, 6400 nt
Organism: Girardinichthys multiradiatus
Lineage: Eukaryota; Metazoa; Chordata; Actinopteri; Cyprinodontiformes; Goodeidae
Exons: 8
Coding region: 1206-4349 (1047 amino acids)
Biological process (GO): induction of positive chemotaxis; leukocyte chemotaxis
Molecular function (GO): cytokine activity; CD4 receptor binding
Source: RefSeq, a predicted model, not a curated record